AUGGAAUUUUUUGAGGAUGUAACAACUUAGGCUGUUUCUUCUGAUGUCCCUUAAGUUGAUUAAAGUCAAAUUUAAUAGGGUUAAUAUGAUGUAUUUAGUGCUUUUUCAAAUGAAGCACCUGUUUAAUCCUUAUCAUCAGUUGUCUAUAUGAGUCCAGAAUAAUAGAUUAGAAAGGAUAAAUUGAAAAUAAUUGAGGAGGAAAGGCUUGCUUAGAUAAGAGAAAAGGAUUAACAGGAAAGAUUGUUGAAAUAAUAAAAACAAUAGAAAGGGCGAGAGUAUUUGCAAUAAUUCAAAAGUUAAUUAGAAACAGAUAUAUAAUAAAGAAAAGUUUAAAAUAAGUAGAAAUAAGAGAUUUGGUUUGAAAAUAAGAAGAAUCAUAGUUAGUAUAAAAAUUCAUGGGACUAAAUUGCAUCCAAUAUAGCUUUAAAGGAUGGUGAGUACCCUGGAUAAAAGGAUGUGACAAAGAUGAGAUAAGCAAUUCUUAAUAAGAGAAUCGAUUUGACAAAGUGAAGCCCAAGAUUUAUAACAUCAAUAUAUAUUUAUUAUGCUUAUU
This is a messenger RNA of Paramecium tetraurelia, 553 nucleotides long. RefSeq lists its product as uncharacterized. The transcript has 5 exons. Lineage: Eukaryota; Ciliophora; Oligohymenophorea; Peniculida; Parameciidae. Gene Ontology annotation, cellular component: clathrin coat of trans-Golgi network vesicle; clathrin coat of coated pit. The record is from RefSeq and is a predicted model, not a curated record. Gene Ontology annotation, molecular function: structural molecule activity. Gene Ontology annotation, biological process: intracellular protein transport; vesicle-mediated transport.